Racocetra persica is the source of this 220-nucleotide messenger RNA. NCBI's taxonomy places the organism in Eukaryota, Fungi, Glomeromycota, Glomeromycetes, Diversisporales, Gigasporaceae. The record is from the annotation of a GenBank genome assembly.
AGUGAACAAAUUCCCCUUGACAUUAACAGAGAUUUAAUUUGGGUUAAGAGUCGGGUACGAACUAAAGAACCUGUGACUUUAUCACCAGAAGUGCUCGAACAAUUACGUUACAAUCAAACUCAAAGUAUUAUUCAAAAUUAUAUGACUAUAAGUAACAACCUAAUAACAAAUCCUGAGUUUACUCCAAAUAUUACUGCUUCGAUAUGGAAUGCUGGCAUUG